This is a messenger RNA of Prunus dulcis (almond), 1966 nucleotides long. RefSeq names its product probable LRR receptor-like serine/threonine-protein kinase At5g63710. The coding region runs from base 43 to 1623 and encodes 526 amino acids. The record is from RefSeq and is a predicted model, not a curated record. Gene Ontology annotation, biological process: protein phosphorylation. The transcript is spliced from 10 exons. Gene Ontology annotation, molecular function: protein kinase activity; protein binding; ATP binding. NCBI's taxonomy places the organism in Eukaryota, Viridiplantae, Streptophyta, Magnoliopsida, Rosales, Rosaceae.
CUAGAGGUGUCUGGGUGAAUAAUCGUCGGUAGUUCAGGAGGCAUGUCUGGAGCAUUUUCUAGCUGGCAUCUUUUAAAGCCAAUCAUAAAUUGGCUAAUGUUACUCAUUUUGCUAACAGUCAGUUUUGCAUCUACAGAUCCAGAUGUUGAAGGUGAAGCAUUGAUCGAUUUGCUUAGGGCACUGAAUGAUUCCAGCGGCCGAAUAACAGAUUGGAAUUAUAAUCUCGUUAGCCCCUGUUUUAGCUGGUCUCAUGUCACUUGUAGAAAUGGAAAUGUCAUAUCCCUGAGCCUGGCAUCAAAUGGAUUUUCUGGAACGCUUUCUCCUUCGAUUACUAAACUGAAAUUUUUGGCUAGCCUGGACUUCCAGGAUAAUAGUCUAACAGGCCUGUUACCCAUUUAUCUUGCCAACAUGACACAUCUACAGAAUCUAAAUCUUGCAAACAAUAAUUUCAGAGGUCCUAUACCCAAUACCUGGGGUCAACUGUCCAAUUUAAAGCAUUUGGUAUUGAGGGGUAACCACAUAUCUGGACAUAUUCCGGAUACACUUUCAAAUAUUAGCGGGUUGACUGAACUGGAUCUUUCAUCGAAUGAGUUAACCGGAAGAGUUCCAAUGCAAUUCUUUACAAUUCCAAAAUUCAAUUUUACAGGAGCACGUCUUGCUUGUGGUUCUAGCUUGAAGCAGCCUUGUGCUUCUGGCUCUGUUCUCCGAGUUUCAACCAAGAAAUCAAAACUUGGAACGGUUAUAACUUCGGCAAGUUGUGGUGUAACAGUAAUUCUUUUGAUUGGGGCUCUUUUCGCUUAUCGAUAUUAUCGCAUGCACAAACUAACACAUGAUGUCUUUGUUGAUGUUACAGGUGAAGAUGAGUGCAAAAUUUCCUUUGGCCAGUUAAGAAGAUUUUCUUGGCGUGAAAUUCAGCUUGCUACAGAUAACUUCGAUGAAAGCAACAUAAUUGGACAAGGGGGCUUUGGAAGAGUUUACAAAGGUGUCCUCUCAGACAAUGUAAAGGUUGCAGUGAAACGCCUUACAGAUUAUAACAGUCCUGGUGGAGAGGCUGCAUUCUUGAGAGAAGUACAACUCAUUAGCGUUGCAGUUCACAAGAAUCUUUUACGGUUGAUUGGAUUUUGUACAACUUCAUCCGAGAGAAUCCUUGUUUAUCCAUUCAUGAAAAAUCUUAGUGUUGCGUAUCGCUUGAGAGAUUUAAAACCUGGUGAGAAAGGCUUGGACUGGUCAACAAGGAAACGCAUCGCUUUUGGUGCAGCCCAUGGCUUAGAGUAUUUACAUGAGCAUUGUAAUCCUAAGAUUAUACACCGUGACUUAAAGGCUGCAAACAUUCUUCUAGAUGAUAAUUUUGAGCCCGUUCUUGGAGAUUUUGGGCUAGCAAAGCUGGUUGAUACAAAAUCAACUCACGUUACCACUCAAGUGCGUGGUACCAUGGGUCAUAUUGCCCCAGAAUAUUUGUCCACUGGAAAAUCGUCAGAAAAGACUGAUGUUUUUGGAUAUGGUAUCACACUUCUCGAACUUGUCACUGGUCAGCGUGCUAUAGAUUUUGCUCGGCUUGAAGAAGAGGAGGAUGUUCUUCUGCUUGAUCAUGUAAGAUUUAUAGUCUCCUAUAUGACUUCCUGAACUCUUUGGACAUAUCUGUACUUGAUGGGAUUCUUGUCCGUUAAAAUGGCACCUCUCCUUUAUGGCAGCUUUUAUCUUUUUAUCUUCUAUCAGUUAGUUUGUCAAGUUUUUUGCAUUUCUGCUUUUUUCUCCCAGAUAAUCGAUAUGCAUAAUUGAUGAGCGAGUACAUAAUUAGUUCAUUUCUCAAGUUUUCUCUGCCUUUCUCUGAAGAUUUAUAUAAUCCUUCAUGGGAUUGUUAGAAAAGGAUGUCUACCCCUUUUAGUUGGUGAGCAUGCCACUAUUCAAUUUUACGAACUAGUAGUAGAAAUUAUGGGUCAAUGGAACCUUUUCUCUAGGCUAGGGA